AUGUCCGAUAAUCUCAAGGCCGCGCCGGCCGCCACGGUCGCCGGCGCUGCCUCGCCGUCCAACUCCCGCGCGCCCUCGACCCUCGCCCCCAGCCGCGCCUCCGUCGACAAGGAGCUCCGCGACGAGAAGCUGCCCCCCACCAGUGGCUCGGGCAGCGCCGACGAGGACGAGGCUGAGGUUGACACCGAGGACCGGGAGUCGGAGAAUGUCAAUGUCGCGGCCAUCCGCGCUGCCGCAGACGCAGACGACGUCGGCAAUGCCAACGCCAACGCCCUCAGCAAGGUCGAGACGUCCAAGUCCCACACCGAAGGCGGCCUCGCCGUCGCCAAGACGGUCACCCGCGAAGACGGCUCCGAGUACCCGACCGGCGCGCGUCUCAGCCUGAUCAUGCUCGCCCUGUGCCUGGCCGUCUUCCUCAUGGCCCUCGACAACUCCAUCAUCGCCACGGCCAUUCCCAAGAUCACGGACCAGUUCCACUCGCUCAACGACGUCGGCUGGUACGGCUCGGCCUACCUCCUGACCACGGCCGCCCUCCAGCUCCUCUUUGGCAAGUUCUACACCUACUUCAGCAUCAAGUGGAUCUUCCUCGGCGCCAUCUUCGUCUUCGAGGUCGGCUCCCUCAUCUGCGGCGUCGCCCAGAACUCCGUCACCCUCAUCAUCGGCCGUGCCGUCGCCGGCCUCGGCUCCUCCGGCAUCUUCUCCGGCGCCCUCAUCAUCCUCGCCUACUCCGUCACCCUCGACAAGCGCCCCAUGUACUCGGGCAUGAUCGGCUCCAUGUACGGCAUCGCCUCCGUGGCCGGCCCCCUGCUGGGCGGCGUCUUCACCGACAAGGUCACCUGGCGCUGGUGCUUCCUGAUCAACCUGCCCAUCGGCGCCAUCACCCUCGUCGUCAUUGGCGUCUUCUUCACCGACCCCGACCGCAAGAACGGCCAGCCCACCGCCGCCCGCGUCUCGACGGCCGACGCCGCCGCUGCCGCCGACGCCCGCGCCAACCGCACCCUGUGGGAGAAGAUCCGGCCCUUUGACCCCAUCGGCUCCGCCAUCUUCAUGCCCGCCAUCAUCUGCCUGCUGCUGGCCCUGCAGUGGGGCGGCACCACCUACGCCUGGAAGAGCGGCCGCAUCAUUGCGCUGUUUGUCGUCUUUGGCGUGCUGAUCCUGGCCUUUUUGGUCGUGCAGUACCGCCAGCAGGACGACGCCACCGUCCCGCCGCGCAUCAUCAAGAAGCGCUCCGUCUGGGCCGCCGGCUGGUACUCCUUCGCCACCGGCGCUGCCUUCCUGGCGUCCAUCUACUACCUGCCCAUCUGGUUCCAGGCCGUCCGCGGCGCCUCGGCCGUCAGCUCGGGUCUCAUGAACCUGCCCAUGCUCAUCUCGCUCGUGCUCAUGUCCAUUGUCGCCGGCGGCGUCGUCACCGUCGUCGGCUACUACACGCCCUUUAUGCUGGCCGGCACCGUCCUCAUGCCCAUCGGCUACGGCCUCAUCACCACCUUUGCCCCCGGCAUCUCCACCGGCAAGUGGAUCGGCUACCAGAUCAUUGCCGGCGCCGGCGUCGGUCUCGGCAUGCAGCAGCCCCUCAUGGCCGUCCAGACCGUCCUCGACCUCAAGGACGUCCCCACCGGCACCUCUGUCAUUGUCUUUCUGCAGACGCUCGGCGGCGCCCUCUUUGUCUCCAUCUGCCAAAACAUCUUCACCAACAAGCUCCAGGCCAACGUCCUCCGGCUCGUGCCCGGCCUCGACCCGGCCACCGUCCUGGCCGCCGGCGCCACCGGCAUCCAAAAGGUCAUUGACCCGGCACAGCUGCCCGGCGUCAAACUGGCCUACAGCGAGGCCCUGACCCAGACCUUUGUCGUCAGCACGGCGCUGGCGGCCAUGACGGUGAUCGGUUCCGCCGUCAUUGAGUGGAAGUCGGUCAAGGGCAAGGCCAUCGAGGUCGGCAUGGCAUAA
This is a messenger RNA of Sporothrix brasiliensis 5110, 1941 nucleotides long. RefSeq lists its product as uncharacterized. The coding region runs from base 1 to 1941 and encodes 646 amino acids. Gene Ontology annotation, biological process: transmembrane transport. Gene Ontology annotation, molecular function: transmembrane transporter activity. The transcript is spliced from 2 exons. The record is from RefSeq and is a predicted model, not a curated record. NCBI's taxonomy places the organism in Eukaryota, Fungi, Ascomycota, Sordariomycetes, Ophiostomatales, Ophiostomataceae.